AGAGACUUUCCUAAAAGCGUGUCCCUCCAUUCCCGAGAAUGUCUUUGAGCAGUGCUGUUGUUUCAACUGAGCCGUUCCCGGGCCAAAAGCCUGGAACCAGUGGCUUGAGGAAGCCUGUUCCUACUUUCAAAACCGAAAAGUACACGGAAAAUUUUGUUCAAUGUAUUUUGAAUUCCAUGGAAGAUAAGUUAUCUGGCUCUACUCUGGUUGUUGGUGGCGAUGGACGUUAUUAUGGCCAUGAAGCUGUUGAGAAAAUCAUCCGAAUUUGCGCCGGUAAUCAGGUGCGAAAAUUGCUCGUUGCCUUGGAUGGUAUUAUGUCAACACCUGCCGUUUCUCACGUAAUUCGGAAGAGGAAAGCUGACGGAGGUAUUCUUCUGACUGCAAGUCAUAAUCCCGGCGGACCUGAUGGAGAUUUCGGGAUUAAAUUCAAUGUUAGCAAUGGUGGCCCUGCUCCGGAAGGUGUGACGGACGCUAUUUACAAACUAACGCUUUCCAUCAAAGAGUACAAACAUGUUCCUGAUCUGUCUUGUGAUUUUUCCAAGAUCGCUACUACGGAAUACGUGGUUGACGGCAAUCCGUUCACCGUCGAAGUGGUUGAUACCGUUUCUGAUUACUUGGAGUACAUGAAAGAAAUAUUCGAUUUCGCGCCCAUCAAAACCAUGUUGCAGGGCGAUGGUAAUAAGCCUGCCGUGCCGGUACUCUUGAAUGGACUGAACGGGGUUACGGGACCAUAUUUGGAAGCCAUUUUCUGUCAAGAGCUUGGGGCUCCAGCUGCCAGUGUAGUGAACUCGAAGCCGCUUCCUGAUUUCGGCGGUCUGCAUCCAGAUCCGAACCUCACGUACGCUGCGAGUCUUGUUGAGGCUAUGAAGCAAGGACCGUUUCAAUUCGGAGCUGCUUUCGAUGGUGACGGCGAUCGGAAUAUGAUUUUAGGUGAGAAAGCCUUCUUCGUCACGCCUUCAGAUUCAUUGGCAGUUAUCGCCGACAACGCGGAAUGCAUUCCUUACUUCGCGAAACACGGGUUGAAGGGAUUUGCGAGAAGUAUGCCGACUGCUGGUGCCGUAGAUCGUGUGGCAAAGGCAUCUGGAAAGGAAAUGUUCGAAGUGCCAACUGGUUGGAAAUUUUUUGGCAAUCUGAUGGAUGCCGGACGUUUGUCUCUUUGUGGCGAAGAAAGCUUCGGCACAGGUUCCGAUCAUAUUCGCGAAAAAGACGGUAUUUGGGCUGCGUUGGCUUGGCUUCAAAUCCUAGCCGCUAGUGGAAAAACCGUUGAGCAACUUCUCACAGCCCACUGGCAGAAAUACGGGCGGAAUUUCUUUACCCGCUACGAUUAUGAAAAUUGCGAGGCUGCUCCGUGUGAUCAGAUGAUGAAAGAAUUGGAGCUUGCUAUGACCUCUCCAGGCUUCGUUGGGAAGGAAUUUUCUGCUGGUGGAAAGUCAUUCAAGGUUUCCCAAGCUGACAAUUUCAGCUAUACGGAUCCUAUUGACGGAAGCGUUUCGCAACGUCAGGGGUUGAAGAUCGUGUUCACUGAUGGGUCAAGAAUUGUUCUGCGCUUGAGUGGCACUGGAAGUAGCGGGGCAACAGUUAGGCUUUAUCUGGACAGCUUUGAGGAUGAUCCAGCGAAGCAGAUUUUGAGUGCACAGGACAUGUUGAAGCCCCUGGUUGACAUUGCGCUUGAGAUUUCCAAGCUGCCUGCGUAUACCGGUCGUUCAGUUCCUACGAGCGUAGCUCUUCUCAGUGUGGGCGGUGCUGCCGCUUUUUAUUCGUUGCCCUCGCAAGAGCAGAGGAAAGUGCGCAUUCUUUUAGAAGGAUUCGGCAGAUUUUUUCGAUCUAUGAAGAUCGGGAUGCAGAUUUCUCUCGACUAUGCAAUAUCUCUUCGUGGUUUCGACGAGAGCUCCAAGGAGUACGCCGAAGAAAUGAAGAAAAUUCACCUUCGUUCCGCCGAAAGUUUAGCUGCCGGCUGCAUGCAGAAUGGCGGAGUAUACAUAAAACUCGGACAGGGUUUGGUUUGCAUGAAUCACAUUCUACCUCCGGAAUAUAUCAACACCUUGCAAGUAUUACAAGAUAAAGUUCUACCGAGACGGGAAGAAGAAUUGCAUCAGCUUUUCGAGGAAGACUUCGGUAAACCCGUAGAAGAAGUGUUCAGGGAGUUUGAUACGAAACCGAUUGCUGCGGCUAGUCUCGCUCAGGUGUAUAAAGCCAAGACAUGGGACGAUAAAGAAGUGGCUGUGAAAGUGCAAUACAUUGAUCUUCAAGACCGAUUCUAUGGAGAUGUGCGAACGGUCGAGCUCUUGUUGGACUUGAUCGGGUUCAUGCACCCGAAUUUCGCCUUCAAGUGGGAUUUGAAAGAAACUCUUGCCCAAGAGUUGGAUUUCAUCAAUGAAGCUAAGAAUGGUGAACGGUGUGCCAAGGAUCUUUCGAAGUUUCCCUUCAUUUACGUGCCAAAAGUAAAAUGGAAUUUGACUUCUCGGCGGGUUCUGACGACGGAAUUCAUUAAUGGGAUGAAAAUUAGCGACUCUGAUGCCUUGAAAAAGGCUGGUUUGUCGCUGGAAGAUAUAGACAAAAAGUUGGUGAAUGCAUUUUCCGAGCAAAUCUUUCACACUGGAUUUGUUCACGCUGAUCCUCACCCUGGAAAUAUUCUUGUGCGAAAAUCAAAACAGGGUGAUGCGGAAUUGGUGCUUUUGGACCAUGGACUGUAUGAGCGUCUUCCAAACAGAGUCCGUCAUAAUUUAUGCAACCUGUGGAAAAGUAUUAUUCUUCAAGAUCAUGGCGGAAUGCGGGAGUACACUAAGAACCUGGGAGUUGAUGAGCAAGACUAUCGUCUGCUGUCCAUGUUCUUAGCCCAACGAUUUGUGCCCGAUUUUGGCGGAAGUGAUUUUAGAAAAAGCAACGAGAUGUUUGGCUGUGAAGGUCCGUUGAACUACAAAGAAAUUUACGAGAAGAUGUCUCCCGAUGAGAAGAAAGCUUUUCUUGCGAAGUACGAACGGGUUCGCGUCAGGGUCUCCAUGAUGCUUCGGGCGAUGCCCUCCGAGGUUUUGCUCGUUGUCAGCUCGAUUUUGUUGAAUAAGAAUGGAGAUUGGCACACUUUGGCUGAGAUUUUGACGCAGCGACCGAUUGUGAAAGAUGGAACGACUAAGAUGUCUGUGCGUCUGACCGCGGCAGAUUUGCAAUACAUGCAGGAACAAGCAGCACAGCAUUUUGACAGAGUUAUGGCGGUCAUUCGUGGCAUUCCUCGUCCCAUGCUUCUCGUAAUUCGAAAUAUCAACACCAUUCGUGCUAUAACGAAAGAUCAUGGGAACCUCGUUGAUCGAUACUUACUUAUGGGGCGGGUCGCAGCAAGAUGUUCAGCUGGUGCGAAUCAUGGAAUCUUCUCUUCGUUAUCCCGGAAUGUAUCCGAAUAUCGAUUUGAAUUCUGGCUCAGGCUUUCGCUGCAACGAGAAUUUCGAGAAAUCCUUCGUGUUUCGGUAUGCGUAUGCGUGGAGCAGCGGCGAAUGGGGCUGAAAUGUUAUUUGGUCUACGCAGAAAACGGGACAGGACACGAGAAAGGUGUCGUCUUUGUUGGAUCAAAUGACGUGAUGAUGCAAUGCCGGUGGGCUAGGACCAAUCAGUCGUCGAUUGUGUGCGGAUCGGGUGGCGGUUUUGGAGGUCGAUUAGGGGAGCCGGAUGCGGUGUUCCCGGCGUUACGUGCGCACAUACAAGGUCUGGCGAAGCUGGAUACUUGGAUUCGAACGCGAUCCGAAAGCGCGAGCCGCUGGGAUGGAAAUCAAGCGGGCUGGAAUGCAGUUCGCUGGUUGAUUUCGUGUCGUGUAUUCCCAGCAGCAGUGGUGCAAUAA
Molecule: messenger RNA, 3827 nt
Organism: Notodromas monacha
Lineage: Eukaryota; Metazoa; Arthropoda; Ostracoda; Podocopida; Cyprididae
Source: the annotation of a GenBank genome assembly